CCGCGGCCUCGGGGGAGGCGCGCCUCUCUUCCUCCGGGCCGCCGUAGUUUAGGAGAAAAAAAACGGUUACCCAGCAACGAGAAAAAACAACCGGAACCAUCCGCACCAGCUCGGGGAGAAAGCAGAGGUACUCUAGGCAAUUCCUCCCAAAGAGAUGUCGAUUCCAUUCUCCAACACCCACUACCGAAUUCCACAAGGAUUUGGGAAUCUUCUUGAAGGCCUGACACGUGAGAUUCUGAGGGAGCAACCAGAAAACAUACCAGCUUUUGCAGCAGCAUAUUUUGAGAACCUUCUAGAGAAAAGAGAGAAAACCAACUUCGAUCCAGCAGAAUGGGGGGCUAAGGUUGAAGACCGCUUCUAUAACAACCAUGCAUUCAAGGAGCAAGAACAAUCUGUUCAAGAAAAGUCACAGACAUCUGUGAAAGGGGAAGACAUACCAGGCAAUGCCGUAGAGUUGAACGAAGAUAAAGAAAAAGAGGAAUUUGCUGCUGUCAAAAUCCAAGCAGCCUUCCGGGGACAUGUAGCCAGAGAAGAGGUAAAGAAAAUGAAAUCAGAUAAAGUUAAAGAUGAGACAGAAGACGAAAUGGAGUAAGGACACUGGUUUCCCCCCAGAAAACUUGAAAAAAUAAUCCAAAUCCAUCAACCUUGUUGGGAUUAUCGGGGUUUUUUUUUUCCUUAGUAAGGGAAAUUUGAUGUUGUGAAAUAACAUUUGUUGCUGUUGUGAAAAUCUGUCAUGAGCAUUUGUUUAAUAAACAUGCCAUUGAAACA
Molecule: messenger RNA, 768 nt
Organism: Sciurus carolinensis (gray squirrel)
Lineage: Eukaryota; Metazoa; Chordata; Mammalia; Rodentia; Sciuridae
Gene: Spa17
Product: sperm autoantigenic protein 17
Exons: 5
Coding region: 155-592 (145 amino acids)
Biological process (GO): binding of sperm to zona pellucida
Cellular component (GO): membrane; cytoplasm; sperm fibrous sheath
Molecular function (GO): calmodulin binding
Source: RefSeq, a predicted model, not a curated record